AUGUCCCUAUACCACGAGUCGGCGGAGAUUCUGGCGGCCUCACAGAAGAAUGGCGGGUCUCUCAAGUCUCUAGUGUUUGGCAAAAAGACGUGGAAAAGCGACCCCAAGGCCUUGUAUGCCUUGACGACAGAAACUGCAAAAUGGAGCACAAUCCUCUCCGAAGUGCUCGAGAAGAGCGGACUUCUCAAAAUUGAAAAAAAGCUCACGCCGAUACUGGCACUCUUGCUUGUCCACGAUCUUUUCCUGGCGAAAAAAGGCAUUGCACUGCCCGCGACACAUGGCUUGCACUCCAGCAUCAGUCGACACAAGGCCCGGCUUUCAGCCGAACUAACAAAAGCGCGCAUACGACGAGGCUUUGGAUCACUAGAUGAUCUCCGAAAGGAUGUCGAAGGACGUGCCAUCUCGCACUCGAGCUCCGAUGGGAGCGAAAUUCCGACUCGGCAUCCGAGAUGGAUUCGCAUCAACACUCUCAAAACUUCACUCGAAGAAGAACUCAAGGAAGAUACUGGUGCAUUCUCCACCUUCACGCAAGCCAAGUCUUUGAAAGAGAUCAUUCAAGCGGCCCCAACCAGUCGACUCGUCUACAUUGACGAAAAUAUCCCCGAUUUAGUCGCAAUUGCUAGUCCCGAAGAACCCACCACUUUCAAAGCCUACCGUUGUGGAAAGCUGAUUCUGCAGGAGAAAGCUUCCUGUUUCCCGGCAUAUCUCCUCGACUACCACUCCUCACCCGAGGGCGAGGCAGGCGAUGUGAUUGAUGCCUGCGCCGCUCCGGGGAAUAAAACCACGCACAUCGCCGCUAUCGUUCGUAGUCACAAUGGCACCGGUCGCGUCUUUGCCUGUGAACGCGAUCCCGAACGGAGUAAGACGUUGUCGAAAAUGACCAAAAUCGCCGGAGCCGAUGAGAUUGUGACGAUCAAAGCCAAACAGGACUUCACGAGAUUGGACCCGACAAAAAAGGAGUUCGCCAAUGUGAAAGGACUGAUACUGGAUCCGAGUUGUUCGGGCAGUGGAAUUUUCGGCAGAGAUGAAGGGACGAUUGUGGUCAGAUUGCCCUCAUUGACUGCCAUCGAGGAGAAUUUGCCAAAGGGAAAGAAGAGGAAACGAGGUGGCAAAAACGACAAACCACAGGAGCAGAAGCCGCCGGCAGAACUUGAAACACAGGCUGCUGCUGUCGAAGAGGAGAUUCCCGACGACGAGAAUCAGGAUGAUGAGAAGUUGCAAAAGAGAUUGGAAAACCUUGCGGGAUUUCAACUCAGCAUCAUCAAGCAUGCCAUGGCUUUCCCGAGUGCCGAGCGGAUCACCUACUCUACAUGCUCUCUACACGGCCAAGAGAACGAGGAAGUGGUCGUCAAGGCUCUCCUAUCCGAUAUCGCCAAACGUCGAGGCUGGCGUAUAUUGAAGCGAAGGGAGCAAGUGGAAGGAAUGCAGAAAUGGCACAAAAGAGGCGAUAUCCAAGCCGUAGGGCAGAAGCGAAAUGGAGAUGGCGCGAAGUUGGAGGUGGCAGAAGUCGCAGACGCGUGUAUCCGAUGCGAUAAAGGCGGUGAAGACGGGACUAUGGGAUUCUUUGUUGCGGGAUUCGUGCGGGAUGAAUCCUCGGCGAUGAAUGUUUCCGAAGAGGAUCACGCUGCUGAGGUAUCCGUUGAGCUUGAGGAUAACGAGGCUGAAUGGGGAGGUUUCAGCGAAGAUGAGUCGUGAUCAUGAUAUACCUAGGUAGAUGAGGUGCCGUACUGUAGAUCAUAAGACAGGC
Sphaerulina musiva SO2202 is the source of this 1747-nucleotide messenger RNA. RefSeq names its product NOL1/NOP2/sun domain protein. Bases 1 to 1695 code for a protein of 564 amino acids. The record is from RefSeq and is a predicted model, not a curated record. The transcript is spliced from 2 exons. NCBI's taxonomy places the organism in Eukaryota, Fungi, Ascomycota, Dothideomycetes, Mycosphaerellales, Mycosphaerellaceae. Gene Ontology annotation, biological process: rRNA base methylation. Gene Ontology annotation, molecular function: methyltransferase activity. Gene Ontology annotation, cellular component: nucleolus.